AAUAGCUGCGACGCGAAACGGAGCGAGGGCCAGUCUGCACCCAGCGGCACCAGCUCCCCACACCAGGUGACGCGCAGCAAGCGGUGCAAUGCUGUACAUGGAGGAGUGCGGGGCGUGCUCGCUGCCAGCGGCCGCUCAGACAGCAGGCAUCGUCUCUCUGAUAGAAGCUGCUGCCUUUGUGACAGCAUCAUUCCUCCUUCAGGACUGCCCACUGGGUGCUGUUGACCACGAUUUGGGGCCAAUGCGAGCGCAAGCCUUGUUCAUCACGCAGAUCGUGUCUAUCGUGGUGGCUGCCCUGGCGCUCAUUGCAACCGUUCUCCUCUUUAUUGGAGUGCAUCUGAGGUCCCCCGGGCUGCUGGUGCCGUGGCUGGUGCUGAAUGGGCUGUCGGUGCCACUGGUGGUGCUGGCGGCGGUGCUGUUCGCCGUAUUGGCUGGCCUCGGUGAGGCCUUCCUGCUGAUGACAGCCAUUCUCCUCGUCGGCAUUUGUGUCUCCUGUGAUCCUGCCAGCCUUCCUGGUCUACAUCGUGAUGAGCACUCGCUACGAGUUCCAGACCGUGCGGCUGAUACGCUAACCUAUCAGCCUCCAGCACUCACUUCUGUGUUCGCGACUCACCUGCUGGCUCAAAUAACCUACAGAAAUGCACUGCGGCAGAUUUCAGCAAGACAGCCUUUUGUGUAAAAUUAACACAACUGAAACUGAUGGUCUCUUCAAGCCAAAGGAUACAAAUGGUAUCUGGCAUCAGAAAUAUGGCCAAAUCUGUAAAAAUGGCUUAGUUUUGUGCUUUUAAAUUUUUUUCUUUUCUUUUUU
Schistocerca americana (American grasshopper) is the source of this 808-nucleotide messenger RNA. RefSeq lists its product as uncharacterized. The record is from RefSeq and is a predicted model, not a curated record. The transcript has 6 exons. Lineage: Eukaryota; Metazoa; Arthropoda; Insecta; Orthoptera; Acrididae. The coding region runs from base 89 to 679 and encodes 196 amino acids.